GACGCCUCCCGGCCCGGCGACGUCACCUUCGGAAGGCCCCCUACCCCUAGCUCUCAAAUAAUGGUGGGGAAGGGAGGACCGGGCUGCCCGUAGCGGUGCCUGAACCGGAAUGGAUCCUUCCCGGGAAUGCCCGUUUUCGGAGGACAGCUUCAGUCGCUUCUCCUCCCAGAGCAACAUCUACGGGCUGGCCGCGCUGCCCGGGGCGGCCCGCGGAGGCGGGCGGGGCCAGGGGCAGGAGGAUUUCUCGGGGGCGGGGCUGGGGCAGGAGGAGGUGGGGGUCUCCGAGGGUCCAGGGCAGACCCUGGGGGCAUCCAAAGCUCAUUGGCGCUCCGAAACUGGGCCUGGGGCGGGUCUGGGGGUCUCCGUGCCCACUGCCCCCGGGGGGUGCGGGGACGGCCCCGGGGGGCUCCUGGCCGCCACCCUGAAGGGGAAAGUGAUUUAUUUCCGCUAUCAAGACCUGAGGCAGAAGCUGCGCCCCGUGGCCAGGGAGCUGCAGUUCACCUAUAUCCCAGUUGAUGCCGAGAUCGUCUCCAUUGACACUUUCAACAAAUCACCUCCUAAAAGGGGUUUGGUGGUGGGGAUCACCUUCAUUAAGGAUUCCGGCGACAAAGCCAGCCCCUUCCUUAACAUUUACUGCGACUAUGAACCAGGAUCUGAAUACAACUUAGAUUCUAUCGCACAGAGCUGCUUGAACCUGGAACUGCAGUUUACUCCAUUCCAACUGUACCAUGCAGAGGUCCAGGUUGCUGACCAGCCGGAGACGGUCUUCCUUCUGAGUGGCAAUGACCCUGCUAUCCACUUAUACAAAGAGAAUGAAGAGCUGCACCAGUUUGAGGAGCAGCCGGUGGAGAACCUCUUUCCUGAACUCAAGGAGCUGCCAAGCAACGUCCUCUGGCUAGAUGUGUACAACAUUCCAAACUCAGGGCAACGGAUCACGGCCUUUGGUUGCCAGAGCGGCUACAUCCGAGUUGCCCAGGUUGAACCAGCCAGUCGAGUGGUGCUGCAGAGCUGGAACAUCCAGCAAGACGGUCCCAUCUCCAAAGUCCUGGUGUUUGCUCUGCCAACGUCCUGCUGUCCAGGCGACCCCUCAGGAACCGUGGCUUCAAAUGGUAAUGCUGGCUCCCAGACUCAGAGCUACAGUGUUCUAGUCACCAGCACUCUUGAACUGUCUGUUGUCUACAGGAAUGUGCUGCAGAGAGGCCUGGACGACCAGCUGGUCCUUCCCUUGAGUGACCAGUACGACAGUGUCCUGUGUGCCCUUGUGACCGAUGUCAACUUUGACCGUGAACCAGAGAUCCUGCUUGGCACCUAUGGGCAGGAGCUUUUGUGCUACAAGUACCAGGCCCCGAAUGCUACAGCAGGAGUCCAGCCCUCCAGCCCGUCUGAUGGCGAGUUCUACCUGCUCUGGCAGCGCACUUUCCCCAGCCCCCUCCUGUCCAUGGAGUAUGUCGACCUCACCUGUGACGGCCUCUGUGAACUGGCUGUGGUGUGUCUGAAAGGGCUGCAUAUCCUUCAGCAUAGCCUGAUGCAGACGGCCGAGUGCCUCUUAGAGCGGCUCCGGUUGAAAGUGGCUGGCCAGGCGGCCCAGGUGGCACUUCCUGCACAGCACCAAGAUGCCAAGCCUGAGGAUGGUGAUGGGAGAGGACCAAAGGAGUGAUGGGAGCAGCUGCGCCCUCUUGCCUGUUCGCUUUGCCCAGAAACCAGGGAGGGACAGGACCUGCCAGGCUCUGCCAUGCCACUGCAGAAGGAAAUGAGGACCAAAUCACUGGUUAUGGUGAGGGAGUAAGGAGAUGCUGGGUCCGCCCAGGACCCCCCCAAGCAACGUUUCUUGGAUGUGUCUUGGCCUCUUGGCCUCAGGAAAGAAACCUCUUGCACGAGGCUCCUUGUGAACUGUUGCCAUUCCAUCUCUUCCCUGCCACUCCCCAAAGAGGCUGGCCUGACCAAGAACUCUAUAAAUAGGAAAUAAAUUUUGUACACUUAAGCAGGACAUGCUCUCUGUGUUUGUGGUGAAGGUUUCUAAUUCAAAGAAGAAUAGAAUUGUCCCACUGCUGAACGGCUCUUACUGUCAGAAAGUUCCUCCUAAAGUUCGGUCGGAAUCUCCUUUCUUGUAAUUUGGCUUGGGCCCUGUGUCUUCGGCACUCCUGAAGGGCAACGCAAUAUCUCUGGGUUGUGACUUGGCCAUGCAGCCUAGAGCUGGGGCUGGAAUCCCAGAAGCCGCACAGCUUAUGAAUUCCAACCACUAGCCCACACUGCCUGAAGAGUUCUGCCUUAAGCAGUCAGCUGGAGGAGAAGAAAGCUGUGCCUCUUGCCCUUCCUCCAGGCGAGGUGGACGUGAAGGGGUAGAGCAUCUGCUUUGCAUGCAGAAGUUUCCAGUCUCCACCUCUGGCAUUUCCAGUUAUGGUUAGAAAAAAAGCUCUUCUUAAAAUCCUGGCAAGCUGCUGGCAGUCAAUGCUGACAAGACUGAACGAGGUGGACCCAGUGGUCUGACUCCGUAUUAGUGCCAGAUUACCCAGUAGACAGACUUAAACAAAAGCCCAAGUGAAUCGAGGUUUUGUUAAUAUUUCAAAAAGUAAGUCGUCAUUGAGAGAGAGCUAAGCUGGUACAGCAUGAGACUCUACAUCUCCGGGUUGUGGGUUCAAGUCCUGUGUUGAGCAAAAAGAUUCCUGCAUUGCAGGAGUUUGGACAAGGCUCUCGUUCCUUCUAUGGUUCUCUGGGAAAAAUCAGUUAUCAUGGGAAAAAUCAGAUGAUUGUUACACGCUACUACGCACAACCCAUUUUCCUGUUCUCUCUUUAUUACUUAAUCCCCUACCGAAACCAAGGGGGGCGCCCUGCUAACAUGUAUCAAAAUAACUCGAGGAAAUAGGAUCCUGUCAUUUGUUGCUAUAAAUCUAGGGUGUUUUUUAAAUUUAUUUUAAAAAAAUUAUUUUGCAGGUUAGUAUUUUUUAAAAACUUUGAAUCGCUUACGGAGGCACAACCAUUUUCUCAGUGCUUGGGGCCUCUAAAAUGUCUUAACCCUCCAGCCCUGUUCUGUAUACAGAAGCUUCCUAUACAUUCCGGCAAAUUUCUCAUCAUCUUGAGCAGAGAAAUGUGCUUCUCGGCAUGUAGAAAAACGUCGGGUGUUGUAUCUUUCCUGGGACUAGGUUCUGUUAGUGAGCACGAACAGAUGGCCCAGGAGAGAGGGCACGGAUUAAGCUUGAAUUGCAAUAAUUAGGAAGUGUUUUGCAGCAUCUUAGCACAGCUGGCGAAGCAGCAGCAGCAGCCUCUCUCUCGGUUCGGGAAGCGAUGUGGCAUGCCGUUCCCUGUGGGGUUUUCUCCGACAGGGACGGGCAACCUCUUGUUGGUCCAAUGGUCCAAUUCAAAGAUGGCCAACCUUCCUCCAACCACAUUCCAAUGUGGGUGGGAGCUCAAAGGCGGAAGUGGUUGGGAAACAGAAGGAGAUUCCUGCUGGUAGAAUAAAGUAAAAGAAAGAAACACAAUUCCCUCCAGUGGAAGAAAACAAAAUAAAAACAGAUUCAGACACGGUAAACAACAACACCACACUCCCCGCCAGGAAUGAUCUUCUGGCCAUCCAAGCGGGAUGUUCACUCCAGGACAACAGGGGUGGGUGGGCUUGGUGGUAGGCUGUUUCGAAGGGUGUGGAGUGUGGGCCUUUGAUCUGCCUCCCCCUCCCCCAAUUUUCCUGCUAACUGAGGUUUAAUAAAAUACAAAGCCUUCUAGCUCGAAGCAGAGAGGCUCUGGGCACCAUUUCCUCAAACCAACAGGAGGUUCUUCGGCACUGCUUUUGUGCAGAUAUAUAUAUAUAGCCUCUGAAAUGUGCUCAGAAGAUUCUUUUGUAGACGGUGCUCAUCAUUUCGUUGGUACUUGUUCUCUCGCUGACUGUUCUGCUCAGUAAUCAGAAGGAGGGAAGAGAAAAGCAUAUCCCGCUUCAUUGUCCAAAGCAGGUUAAUUUCCCAUUUCCUUUUAAGUUCUUUUUCUGACUCUCCCAAGGUCUACGGCUGAGUGAGAAGUACAUGCUUAAAAAUAAACUGACAUUCAGAUUAUGCUUUCUCAGGUGUUUCCAAACCCGGCAUUUUAUGUUUGGAAGCCGGAAUUCAGGAAUCAAGAGGACGCCAUAUUGCUCAGAGAAGAACUGGGUUUUUUUUGUUCAUUUCCCAGAAGAGGAACAGAUAUUUGCUGGGUUUUCUGUUGUGAGGAAAGAAAGGUUUCUCUUUGAAGUUCCUCUUGUAGGGAAGAGGGAGGGCUUGUUCCAUCUGUUCUCAGCUGGGACUGCCUUCAGGGCUUGUGUAGACCAAGCCCCUGUUUUCUUCUCUCCUGCAUCCUUCCGAUAACCUUUUAAAAAAACUUUCAUCCCUAUGAACAUAUAUAUAUAUGGUAAGUACCUAUAUAAGAGGUAAGUGCGUUGUAUACAUGGACAUAAUGGUUUCAUUCAGAGUAGACCCGCUGUGUUGUAGCCAGUAUAGUGCUAAGUUAAAAUUACUUAGCCCCCUGUAAAAUAUUUUGCACAAGCAGAAUUGUGCAAGAGUACAGGUAAGCAGACUGCUGGUAACUUCAUUGUGCAAUAGAUUGCUCCAUCCAUGGUCCAACAGAUUCUCACAAGCGCAACAUUAACGUUCGCCCUUCCUUUAAUGCAAGAGCCCUUGCUAGGUGAAUUGCAAACAUUGGAUGCAGUCCACUGAAAUUCAUGAGCCCCGAUUAGGUGUGUCUACGAACUUCACAGGGUCUACUUGGGGCAUUGGAAACAAUACAACUAUAGCAAUUGUUUUUGGCCGGGUGUGUGUGUGUGUGUGUGUGUGUGUGUGUGUGAUCAGAGCACCACGGAAGCGCUGCCCCUCUCUGAUUGUUCAAGGAUCCCUCAUAAGUGGAGAUUCCUCUGACAUGGUCUUUCUUCCAUGUCCAUUCAUUUGUCUUGCAAAUCAAGGGUGGGCAUUUUCAACAGUGGUUGCUGGAUCCCUAAGUCUAGUGCUUCCAAUACGGUAAGGGUCCGACUCUGGGGUUGCGGCGCUCACAUCGCUCUAUAGGCCGAGGGAGCCGGCGUUUGUCCGCAGACAGCUUCCGGGUCAUGUGGCCAGCAUUGACAAAGCUGCUUCUGGCGAACCAGAGCAGCGCACGGAAACGCCGUUUACCUUCCCGCCGGAGCGGUCCCUAUUUAUCUCCUUGCACUUGGACGUGCUUUCGAACUGCUAGGUGGGCAGGAGCUGGGACCGAGCAACGGGAGCUCACCCCAUUGCAGGGAUUCGAACCGCCAACCUUCUGAUCAGCAAGCCCUAGACUCUGGGGUUUAACCCACAGCGCCACCUGGGUCCCUUUCCAAUACGGUAGUUUUACACAAGUCUAUUUCUCAGGCCCUGUGCUCAUCCCUCAGACAAGUCCCCUCUCUUCCAGAAGUUGUGUAUGGCUUGCUUUCUUGAAUAUGGGACACCAGGUCCCCCCCCCCCCAGUCUUUUUUUGCCUUUUCUGCCUUAGUAGCCAUUUUAAGGAUUUAUCCCUGUGCUGUCUUUGGUUGCAGCAUGGCUGGAAUUUUUUUUUGCUUUAAAAUAAGCAGUUAAGGAUAACCAGCAGACAGCCUGACUAUACCCCUGACUGAGGACUGAAAGAAUUAUUAAAGUGUUGAUGGUUUCAACAGGACGGGAAACCUUUUAAUCCACGAGUUCCUACUUCAGCCAGCCAUUUACCUUGCAUGGCUUCCCUUUUCCCUUCUGCUGCUGAAAAAAAUUAAAAUAAAAUAAAAAAUGCACCGCCUUUCUUCCAUAGUACCUCCCAUCCAGAAAUGGAUCAGACCCACACUUGCUUAGCUUCAGCAAGGCUGCUGAGCCAUGGUGAGAGCCAGUGUGGCAUCAUGGUUAGAACAGGCAUCCCCAAACUUCGGCCCUCCAGAUGUUUUGGACUACAAUUCCCAUCUUCCCCGACCACUGCUCCUGUUAGCUAGGGAUCAUGGGAGCUGUAGGCCAAAACAUCUGGAGGGCUGCAGUUUGGGGAUGCCUGGGUUAGAACGUUGGACGGGGACCUGGGAGACCAGGGUUCGAAUCCCCACUAGGCCAUGAAGCCUUGACCCUGAGCCAGUCACUCUUUCUCUCAGCCUAACCUACCUCACAGGGUUGUUGUGUGGAGAUUAAAUGAGGAGGGGGAAGAACCAUGAGUUCCUUGGAGAAAAGGGCAGAAUGUAAAUGCAUUCAAUCAAUCAAUCAAUCAAUGUGCCUUCUGACCAAUUCUUUGCAUGCAUAUGGGAGAAUCAGGUGAUCUGUGUGUUGAUGCAGGAGAAGAAAAUAAUAAUAAUAUGGAAAGAAGAAUUCUUGGAAGCCAAGAUCCAAGUUUGGGGCAGGUGAGAGAACCCCAAUAGAGAUUUAAAAUCAGAGAAUGUGCAGCAGUAAAGCGGGGAAAUACAGGAUGUUUGGAAGGAAUGUGCCCUUCCAAGUUCCUCCCAAAGUUUCCCCAGCGUAGAAAAAGACCACACGUUUGGUAAGUUAAAAAUAGUUUACAGUGGAACCUUGGUUUAAGAACAGCUUAGUUUAUGAACAACUUGGAUUAAGAACGCUGCAAACCCGGAAGUAGGUGUUUUGGUUUGUGAACUUUGCCUUGGAAGCAGAACAUGUUCCACUUCCUGUUGAGUGUGAACUGAGUCCCCCACUGUUAUGGGAAAGCAUGCCUUGGUUUAAGAACACUUUGGUUUAAGAACGGACUUCCGGAACAAAUUAAGCUCGUAAACCAAGGCAACCACUGUACUUACAAACUAUCCAAAGGUCAGAUUCAUGUACUUUUCCAUACAGCAUUCAGAAAAAGUUGCACAGACAGAAAACUUGGCUUAGUUGCAGUGGUGAAAGUUCCCAAAUUUUUUUGGUACAGAAACUCAAGAAAGGCUUGUAAGAUCCAUGAGGUCGGAGCUGCAGCAAUCAGCUCAGACCUCCUCCCAUCCAUUUCUGGAUGGGAGGUUCUAUGGAAGAAAGGCUUCUCAGAUAGACUGAUGGAGAACAAUAGGACUGAUUACCUAGUCCCUCCCAAGCUGAGCAAAUCGAGGCAGGACAGCUUACUUUAUGGUUUUAACCCCUUCAUGCUUUAAUUAGACUUACUGUACUGUAAGCAUGUUGGCUAUAUGAGGCUGGUUAUCCCACCCUAUGGCUGUGGAGAACCUUCUGUCAAGUCAUACCACAGUGCAUACCUCUGAACAACCAAUGUUAGAAACAUUUUCUGUCAGUGCAGCUAUAGCCUUGUUAAGUUUUCUUAUUUAGGUAUUCUAUUUAUAUGCUGCUUAAGACUAAACCUGUUAAGUGGGUUACACUACUCUGAAUACAUUUUUUUAAAAAAAAAAUCCAGGCAUUUUAAUAAAAGUUUGAUCUUGCAGU
This is a messenger RNA of Zootoca vivipara (common lizard), 7337 nucleotides long. RefSeq names its product kaptin, actin binding protein (gene KPTN). Gene Ontology annotation, molecular function: actin filament binding. NCBI's taxonomy places the organism in Eukaryota, Metazoa, Chordata, Lepidosauria, Squamata, Lacertidae. Gene Ontology annotation, biological process: actin filament organization; cellular response to amino acid starvation; negative regulation of TORC1 signaling. The record is from RefSeq and is a predicted model, not a curated record. Gene Ontology annotation, cellular component: actin cytoskeleton; lamellipodium; KICSTOR complex.